AUGUAUGUGAAGCAGAUCAUCAUCCAAGGCUUCAAAAGCUACAAGGACCAAACCGUUAUCGAGCCAUUUUCUCCCAAACACAAUGUCAUUGUCGGCCGCAAUGGAUCUGGCAAGAGUAACUUCUUCGCGGCCAUUCGCUUUGUCCUGAGCGAUGCCUACACCCAUCUCGGUAGAGAGGAGCGUCAAGCUCUUUUGCACGAAGGUUCCGGUUCCGCUGUGAUGUCCGCUUAUGUCGAAAUCAUCUUCGAUAAUUCCGACGAUCGAUUUCCUACCGGCAAGCCCGAGCUUGUUCUCCGCCGUACAAUCGGUAUCAAGAAGGACGAAUAUACUCUUGACCGCAAGAAUGCCACCAAGAACGAUGUCAUGAACCUCCUCGAGUCUGCUGGUUUCUCUCGGUCCAACCCUUACUAUAUUGUGCCGCAGGGCCGAGUCACUGCAUUGACCAACAUGAAGGACUCCGAGCGGCUAGUUUUGCUCAAGGAGGUCGCUGGUACCCAGGUCUACGAAGCACGUCGGUCGGAGUCUCUCAAAAUCAUGAAUGAAACCAACAGCAAGCGCACCAAGAUUGACGAACUUCUUGACUACAUUAAUGAGCGACUUGCUGAACUCGAAGAAGAGAAGGACGAACUGCGAAGCUACCAGGACAAGGAUAAGGAACGUCGUUGCUUAGAGUACACCAUUUACUCGUUAGAACAGCAGGAGAUCGGCAAAGUCCUUAACGAAAUCGAUGAGCGCCGGCAAAAUGGCGUUGAGGAUGCCGAUAAUAACCGCAACCAAUUUAUUCAAGGCGAAAAGGCCAUGGCUCAGAUUGAUGCUGAGAUCGCCGAAUGCCGUCAGCAGAUUGAGUUCCUAAAGGUUGAUAAGGCUCAGCUUGAAGACGAGCGCCGUGAAGCAUCCAAGAUCUUGGCCCAAAACGAACUCCAGGCCAAGGCUCUCUCUGACAACCAGGCCGCCGCGCAGGCACUGAAAUCGCGAUACGAUGCCGACCUAACGACUGUUCAAGGGGCCAUCCGUGAGCGCGAAGCCGAACACCAAGAAAUUCUCCCUCGAUUCAAUGCGCUGAAGGACCAAGAAGAUACUGUGAAGUCCCAGCUCACAGACGCCGAAACAUCCCGCCAGCGAUUGUACGCGAAGCAGGGCCGGAACGCCCGAUUCAAGAACAAGUCCGAGCGUGACAAGUGGUUGAACAUGGAAGUUCGCGAGACCCAUAACUCAAUCAAAUCUGUUCAGGGUGUUGUCUCUCAAACACAAGAAGAUAUCCAGGAGCUGGAAUCCGAAAUUGCUGCCCUCGAGCCCGAGACGGAACGCCUGCGUGAACAGAUUGAUGGCCGAGGCGACACAAUGCAUUCUGUGGACGAAAAGGUGCAACAUGCUAAGGAUGAAAGAGAUCGUCUGAUGGACCAGAGAAAGGAGCUCUGGAGAGAAGAGGCUAAGCUGGACUCUGUCCUCAGUAACGCAUCCCAGGAAGUCGAUCGGGCUGAGCGCAAUCUCUCGUCGAUGAUGGAUAACAACACAAGCCGCGGAACAGCCGCCGUGCGCCGCAUUAAGCGCCAGUAUAACCUUGAGGGUGUUUACGGUACUCUUGCCGAGCUUUUCGAUGUGAAUGAGAGGUAUCGCACCGCCGUCGAAGUCACCGCUGGACAGAGUCUAUUCCACUAUGUCGUUGACACCGACGAGACCGCCACCGCUGUCCUGGAGAUUCUCCAAAAGGAGAAAGCCGGCCGUGUGACCUUUAUGCCUUUGAACAGACUUCGAUCCAGACCUUUGAACAUGCCCCGCGCCAGUGACACAAUACCGAUGAUCGAGAAGUUGCAGUAUGACCCAGCAUACGAGAGAGCCUUCCAGCACGUGUUUGGCAAGACUAUUAUCUGCCCCAACUUGCAAGUUGCAUCGCAGUACGCGCGCAGCCAUGGCGUCAAUGCUAUCACCCCUGAAGGUGAUAGAUCAGACAAGCGUGGUGCUUUGACUGGUGGAUACCACGACUCUCGCUCCUCGCGAUUGGAGGCAGUCAAGGGACUAGGAAAGUGGCGAGAUGAGUUUGAGACGAAGAAGAGCCGUGGUAGUGAAAUCCGAAAGGAGUUGGAGCAACUCGAGCAGAAAAUUACCAAGGCUAUAGGUGAAUUGCAGAAGCUUGAACAGCAAAGACACCAAGUCCAGAACAGCAGUGGUCCUCUGCGACAAGAACUGCGUGGCAAACGUGAUCUCCUUGAGAAGAAGAAUGGUACUCUCGACGCCAAACGCCGUGCCCUUCGGACAUUGGAGUCCAACCUUGCAGCUUUGAACGACCAAGUCAGUUCAUUCCAGGCGGAAUUAUCGACGCCUUUCCAGAAAGCUCUCACCGGCGAAGAGGAGCAGCGACUGGAAACCUUGAGCAGCACAGUACAAGAACUUCGUCGCCAAUACCAAGAGCUUUCCGGCCAGCGCAGCGAGCUCGAGGCCCGCAAGUCAGUACUGGAAGUCGAGCUUCGAGAGAACCUCAACCCUCGUCUUGAUCAACUUCUCAACAGAGACGUUGACAUUGCGGACGAAGAGGUCCAGGGCAACCUGAAAGAGACACAGCGCGAAGUGAAGCGCCUGGGCAAGGCCUUGGAGAAACUCAACACACGGCUGCAGCAAGUUGACACCUCAAUCGAGGAAGGCACUGCUCGCGUCGUGGAGCUGCAACAACGUAAUGCAGAGACCCGACGAGAGAUCGAAGAGCUUGCUCGCUCUAUUGAGAAGCACCAGCGUCGUAUGGAGAAGAGCAUGCAGAAGAAGGCAGCGCUCACCAAGCAAGCUGCUGAAUGUGCGGCCAACAUUCGUUCCCUGGGUGUUCUUCCCGAUGAGGCAUUCACGAAGUACCAAAACACCGACUCCAACACUGUUGUCAAGAAGCUCCACAAGACCAACGAGGCUCUCAAGAAGUAUUCUCAUGUCAAUAAGAAGGCGUUUGAGCAAUAUAACAGUUUCACCAAACAGCGUGAGACUUUGACUACUCGUCGUUCCGAGCUGGAUGCAUCACAAAAGUCCAUCGAUGACCUCAUUUCGGUCCUUGAUCAGCGUAAGGAUGAGGCUAUUGAGCGGACCUUCAAACAGGUCUCCAAGGAGUUCCACAAUGUGUUCGAAAAGCUUGUUCCAGCUGGUCGUGGUCGUCUCAUCAUCCAACGCAAGACAGACCAUACUGCGCGACCUGGCGAAGAGGUCGACUCCGAUGACGAGGACGCCCGCCAGAGUGUUGAGAACUAUGUUGGUGUGGGUAUCAGUGUCAGCUUCAAUAGCAAGCACGAUGACCAGCAACGUAUCCAGCAGCUCAGUGGUGGACAGAAGAGUCUUUGCGCCCUUGCACUUGUUUUCGCCAUCCAGGCUUGCGAUCCCGCGCCAUUCUAUCUAUUUGACGAGAUCGACGCCAACCUGGACGCCCAGUACCGGACAGCCGUUGCGCAGAUGCUCAAGUCUAUCUCGGACUCUACUAACGGACAAUUCAUUUGCACCACUUUCCGACCGGAGAUGCUGCAUGUGGCCGAGAAGUGUUACGGUGUCAGCUUCCGGCAAAAGGCCAGUACAAUUGAUGUAGUUUCGAGGGAGGAGGCCCUGAAGUUUGUGGAGGAGCAGAAGACGUGA
Molecule: messenger RNA, 3600 nt
Organism: Penicillium soppii
Lineage: Eukaryota; Fungi; Ascomycota; Eurotiomycetes; Eurotiales; Aspergillaceae
Product: chromosome segregation protein SMC
Exons: 5
Coding region: 1-3600 (1199 amino acids)
Biological process (GO): mitotic sister chromatid cohesion
Cellular component (GO): chromosome
Molecular function (GO): protein binding; ATP hydrolysis activity; ATP binding
Source: RefSeq, a predicted model, not a curated record